AUGCAACCGUCAACUCAGCAUUCGCGGGUGAAUCUCGUGGAGUUGAAAGUUCAGAUAGUGAAGAGAAUUGGGGCAGAGAGGUCGAAGUUGUACUUCUAUUAUUUGAAUAAAUUUUUGAGUUUGAAGCUGAGCAAGGCUGAGUUUAAUAAGCUCUGUGUUCGUGUUAUUGGGAAAGAUAAUGUGCUGAUACAUAAUCAAUUUAUACGUUCGAUUUUGAAAAAUGCUUGUAAUGCCACUGUCCCGCCGCCGCCACCAAGUCGUGAUAAGGAGGUUCCUACAUCUGCAAGUGAUGGGUCGUAUUCGUAUCCAAAUGGGAAUGCGGAUCUUGCUUCUCAUCACUCAACAGUUACAGAUGAUAAUAUAGCCUCAGAAGAUGGUAUACAGAAGCUGGUGCAGCAUCAUCAAGAAGGGGAAGUUUUCCACCACCCUGCUAAAUUACCACUAAUAAAACAGUCAACAGAUGGUUUAGUUUCUGUACAUAGUAAAGAACAGAGUGAAAUAUCUGAGAUAUCUACUGUAACUCCACUUCGGGCACCACUUGGAAUUCCAUUUUGCACCGUGAGUGCAGGUGGUUCCCAUAGGCCCUUGACUCUAGCAAGCAAAGAUAGAUGUGCUAGCUCAUAUGAUAGUGGUGGAUUGCUGGACACACAGACGCUAAGAGAGCGAAUGCAGCAACUCGCUACAGCACAUGGCCUUCAUGAUGUAUCCAUGGACUCUGCCAGUUUACUGAACAGUGGCUUGGAUGCUUACUUGAAAAGGCUGAUCAAGUCCUGCAUUGAACUCAUUAAUAGAAAGCGUGGAUGUGAUUAUUCGACAAAAAGUAAUUCCCAGAAGAACCAUUCUGAGAGUAAGCAUGUUAAUGGUUUUCUGCCUGGCCAUCAUUUUCAGGUGCAAAGUAGCAAUAUGAUUUUGAAUGGAAAACAAGAACAGAGAUCCCACUUCCCAAUAUCGUUACUGGAUUUCAAGGUUGCAAUGGAGCUUAACCCACAGGAGCUUGGAGAAGACUGGCCCUUGCUGCUGGAGAAAAUAUGCACGCACCCAUCAGAAGAAUAA
Messenger RNA from Populus nigra (black poplar), 1053 nucleotides. RefSeq lists its product as uncharacterized. Gene Ontology annotation, cellular component: SAGA complex. The coding region runs from base 1 to 1053 and encodes 350 amino acids. The transcript has a single exon. Gene Ontology annotation, biological process: regulation of transcription by RNA polymerase II. Gene Ontology annotation, molecular function: transcription coactivator activity. The record is from RefSeq and is a predicted model, not a curated record. Lineage: Eukaryota; Viridiplantae; Streptophyta; Magnoliopsida; Malpighiales; Salicaceae.